This is a messenger RNA of Amaranthus tricolor (Joseph's coat), 2031 nucleotides long. RefSeq lists its product as uncharacterized. NCBI's taxonomy places the organism in Eukaryota, Viridiplantae, Streptophyta, Magnoliopsida, Caryophyllales, Amaranthaceae. The transcript has 5 exons. Gene Ontology annotation, molecular function: protein binding. The coding region runs from base 169 to 1431 and encodes 420 amino acids. The record is from RefSeq and is a predicted model, not a curated record.
UAAGACUCACAGUCUCACACGUUAAUUAAAUCGGUGUAUUUGAUUUUGCCAUUUGUUCAUUUUUAUUGCAAGGAACAAAAAGAAAAAUCUCCAAACCCAGAUAUACAGAAACUUCACAAUAUUCCUCGCCAUUUCUGCUCUGCUCAGCUCUUAUUCAGGGAAAGAAUCAUGGUCAUGGAUUUGCUUUUAUCUUCAAGGCAUGUGAUAUCAUCCACAGUCAAAUACUCUGAUGUAAUCAAUAAUAAAUUCCCAGUAAAUCCUUUUCACUUAAGAAGAUUUCAUGUUCGAUUUCGUAUUUGUCGAUUUCUUGCAUCUUCAAAGAAGUCAUAUUAUCAAGACUUUCAGGAAUAUGCAAAGCCUAGCCGACUUUUGCCCACUGAAAAGCUGAAAAUUAUCAUUGAAGAACCACCAGAUCGCAUCAUUUCAGCUCUUAGAUCUGAUGGUUCUAAGUCUUUAUACAAGGUCAUGCUCUGUACAAGUUCUAUCUACGGAUCAGACCUUAGUGACCAGAAUGCUGGAAUUCUUCUAUGUAUAAUUGACGAGCUUGGGGAUUCAAUAUUGGAGAGGAUACCUGCUAUUCUAUGUGAAGAUCGUAUUCAGCAGGUGGGCGAUUAUGUGACCCCGAAUGUUAGGCUCUUUCAAAGAGGUUCAACGGAUGAAUUUAUGUUCUGGGGACCAAAACUAGGAAGAAUUCAGGCUAUGUGGAUAAGUCCUGAUUCAGGCAGUUGGAGAUUAAAUGGCGCAAGAGUGACGGUAAUCAGUACCUAUGACCAACACAAGGAAGAAACUAGUGCAAAUGGGAGCAUGUAUAACAGUGUCACCUACAAUUUUGAAGUUGAAGAUAUGUUGCUCGGGGAAGGGAGUGACUUGACAAUGGCUGAACUUCGCCCUUGCUUGGUCACUGAGCAAUUUGGGGCUGAUUCCGUCUCUGUUAUUGACCGAAGUUCUGCCGAAACUGUUUUACGCGCAGAAAAGGAAAUAACAAAUGAAAACAGCAUGAAAGAAUAUGCUGACCUAAAAUUCUCGUUAUUACUAUAUGAUUCUAUGCUCAUUUUAGCGGGCACAUCCAUGACAUCCAUAACCGGAGGUAAAAAUACCGCCUUAGCUUUUUUAACCGGGGGCAUCAUUGGCUUCCUAUACUUGCUGUUCUUGCAGAGAUCCGUGGAUACGUUGCCAGCUCCUGAAUCAAGUGUCGCAAACGAAGAAAAUAACUUGAAUAGAUUGUUCCGGAUAGUUAAAGGUCCGAUAGCAGUAUUCCUAGUUGCUUUCUCUAUUGCCGUUGUAGCUACAAAGUACGAUAAACCAGAAGUCGCAGCAGCGUUGGCACCGAAAGAACUUUUGGCCGGAAUGGUCGGUUUUCUCGCUUGCAAAGCUUCUGUACUAUUGUCGGCUUUCAGACCAGUGUCAAUCAACAUGGAAGAUAGAAAUUGAUGCAUCGAAAGGCCGACACUGUUAUGUAUAGAACUGUCAGUAUUCUCGGUUUAUUAUAAUCUGUAUAUACCCUUUUAAAGAAUAGAAUAGCACAUACCAUUGUAAGUAUUCCUGUUAAAAACAAUACAGUAAUCUUUUCUUGUUACCUCUUUGUUUAAAAUAUGUAUUUUUCUCUGUAAGUUUUCAUUACCACUUAUAACACCUUUCAGGUUUCUGUCAUUCGAAAGUAAAUCGUGUCGUCUUGCCAUGGAGGAAGGUUAGGGAUGGUUCGGGACAUUCUUUGUGCCCGUUUUGAUGUUAUUGGAACCUUACUGAUGGAAUAAGAGGGAAAGAAGGCAAUAUGGGCUCUUUACGUUUGAUUACAGGUCAAAACCGGUUGAAAACGAUGGGUUAGCGGUGUUGAUCGAGUUCCAAGGAUGUAUAUUGAGCUGAGCACAUGGGAAUUUGUAGUUUUGUAUUAGGUUUUUGGAUAAAUGUAUAUUAGAUUUUGAUUGUGUUGGUUAUAUUGGACUUAAAUGAAUUGUAUGAUUACCUUGUGUUUUAGGUAGAUGUUUGAUUUGAAAUUAGUUGAGUUAAAGAGUUGGUGACCCCUUUGCUCAA